This is a messenger RNA of Strongyloides ratti, 1944 nucleotides long. RefSeq lists its product as hypothetical. Lineage: Eukaryota; Metazoa; Nematoda; Chromadorea; Rhabditida; Strongyloididae. Bases 1 to 1944 code for a protein of 647 amino acids. The record is from RefSeq and is a predicted model, not a curated record. The transcript has 2 exons.
AUGAGCAAUAGCGAUAGUGAAACUGUAGUUACUCAAGAAAAUGGUCCUGUGGGAUCAACGACUGAAAAUGUACCACCAGUAGUUGAAGGGACAAAGGAUGAUAGUAAUGUUGAGAUUAAGGAAAUUAUAGAUGAUGUACAAACAUCAUCAGCAGAUGUUAAGGUAUCAUCAAUUAAUUCCGAGGUAAUGGAUGAUUCAGUUAAAGUUGCCAGCCAUGAUGGUGCUAGUGAUGAUUCAUCUAAUAGGAAGAUUGAAGAUGUUCCAAAUGAUGUUGUUGAUACAUCCUCAAAUGAUAAAGUGAUGGAUACUGAGCCAAGUGAGGUCGUUGCUGAAAGCGUUAAGGAAGAUGUUAAAAUGGAAGAUAAAGAUGCAAUAUCCGUUCCUGAAGAGGCAAAUAAGGAGCCAGUUCUUGAAAAUGACUCCGAAGAAAAUCAAUCUGAAAAAAAAGUAGAAGAGACUCGUGAAAAGAAAGAUGAUGGGAAAAAUGUUGUCAUGGAGGGUACUGAUGAUAACUGUGAAGUUGAAACUCCAAAGUCAACAAAAAGCAAAGUCGAAGAUGAAAGUAUGGAUUUACCACUGGACGAUUCUAAUGCUAAAAAUGAUGAUGUAAAUCAGGAUCUUAAAAUUACUCCCAAAACCCGUUUGAGAAAUACAACUGUCUCCGACAGCAGUGAAUCAAAAGAUGUUAAGGAAGAAACAGCUGUUGGAAAACGUGGAAGAAGAUCUAAAUUGACAAAAACAACCAGUGACAGUGAUCAGAUAAAUGAUACUCCUGAAAAAACACCAUCUACAGCAAAGCGAGGUCGUAGAGUUUCAAAGGUUCAAAGUAAAACUGGUGAGAGAAAAGUUGUUGAGGAAAGUGAGGUUGAAGCAGAACCAAUGGAAGUAGAUGAAGAUAUUGAAGUUAAAACACCAAAAAGAGGAAAGAGAGUUACUCAAAAGAUCACACCAGUUGUUGAAAGCAAGAAGAGAGGAACUAAGCGAAGAAUUAAUGAAGAACCUCAAAAGGAAACUAAAAAAGCUAAAUCAGAUGAAGAUGCCUACAAUAUUGAUAAUCUUGAUGAACAUCCAGAUUUGGGUGAUUCUUUCAAGUUGGAGAGGCAAUCUAAUGGAGGUGCUAAGUUCGUUGCAACUUCUAGUUACAAAAAAGGACGUUUUUCUGAAAUUGAGAAAGCUGCUAAAGAGAGAAAUGCUGACUCUUUUAAAGAAGAAGAUGAAGGAACUAUUGAGCCAAAAGGAAAGAAAUCUAUUUCCCUUUUAACUUUAAAUGAUAAGAAAUUGGUUUCUCAAAUUGAUGGUGAUGUGGAGAAAAAAGUACUCAAAACACCUAAGACAAAAUCAAUAGUAAGAACUCCUAAAUCGAAUUCAAAGAGUUCAAAAACUACACCAAAAAAUAUAGUUAAAACACCUGCAAAAAUUACAUCUACUUCUGCAAAAAAUUUAGAUGUCUGUGACUUUAUACUUCCUGAAAUGACAGAGGAUUCGCAAUUUGAUGCAGACACUAAAUUUGACAUCGGCGAUGUUAAUCAAUACGCUCGUGUCUACGCUUCUUACUGUGGUAUUUGUUAUGCUGCUGUUACCACAGGAAAAUCUACUGUGAGCUCAUUUGAAGUUCAAUUUAAGGACGACAAAGUCAUGAAAUACAUUGCUCGUGGAGGUAUUUACAGACUUCAAGAGUUAAUGACAGGAUUGGAAGUAGAAUUUAUGGACGGAGAGAAUACAUUUGAAGGUGUAAUCAAAAGUGUUCCAGAUUCAACUAAAGCAUCGGAUUUCUACAAAGCAAAUUUCAUUGUCGAAAAAAAAGACGAUGAUGGUAAAACUUCUGAAGUCGUUGUAAAUUGGGCAAAAAUUAUUUUAGACAAGAGUGUUCUUAAAAAUCUAAAGAAUGUUGAAGCUGAAGUCAAAUCUAUUGGCAAAACUCCAAAAAGAAAAAAUCAAUUGUAG